Solanum dulcamara is the source of this 1876-nucleotide messenger RNA. RefSeq names its product dihydrolipoyllysine-residue succinyltransferase component of 2-oxoglutarate dehydrogenase complex 2, mitochondrial-like. The transcript has 15 exons. Gene Ontology annotation, cellular component: oxoglutarate dehydrogenase complex. The coding region runs from base 183 to 1589 and encodes 468 amino acids. NCBI's taxonomy places the organism in Eukaryota, Viridiplantae, Streptophyta, Magnoliopsida, Solanales, Solanaceae. Gene Ontology annotation, molecular function: dihydrolipoyllysine-residue succinyltransferase activity. The record is from RefSeq and is a predicted model, not a curated record. Gene Ontology annotation, biological process: tricarboxylic acid cycle.
UUGGGGGACAAAUUGACAGGUUCGAAUUGCAUUUUCCAUCUUUCGCCGAGUAGUAAUAAAGGAAGCAAAAAGCAGCUGUUAGAACAACUUCUUGGGCGAAUUUUCAAUCGGCGCCUUCUUCUCCAACCCUACCAUCUCUUCAAAUUUCAAUUUUCUUCAGUUCUAAGUGAUCGAGAGCUGCGAUGUUAGGUGUUUUAAGGCGCAAAGUCAUUUCUAGCGCCUCUUCUACUUCGUGUGUAAGGAAAUCUCUGCAUACGGUUCGACCUGCAGUAUCUAAAUCUAGAAUUCCAUCUGCCGCAGCAGAAGAGAUAUCAUUGCUUACUAGACAAUGUGGUCACGUGCGAAAUUUCAAUCAGCUUGUGCUGCCUGGGUGCUCAUCAAAUUUGCGGCCAGAAAGGGCUGUGACCAAUCUUUGCUCAAGUCCAAUACUACCAAAUCGGAGCAGGCCUUUCUGCGCAAAUAGUGGUGAUACCGUUGACGCUGUUGUUCCAUAUAUGGGUGAAUCCAUAAGUGAUGGGACACUGGCCACGUUCCUUAAGAAUGUUGGUGACAGAGUAGAAGCUGAUGAACCAAUUGCUCUGAUUGAAACAGAUAAGGUAACAAUUGAUGUUACCAGUCCUGAAACUGGUGUAAUCCAAAAGUUUGUAGCCAAGGAAGGGGACACUGUCGAACCAGGCAAUAAAGUUGCUAUCAUUUCAAAGUCUGGUGAGGGUGUGGAACAUGUUGCUCCAUCUGAGAAGCCCUCUGAGAAAGUAGCUUCUCCAGCUGAGGAUAAGAAAGAGGAAAAGGCAAAACCUCAAGUUGAAACAACUCCCGUCAAGGAGAAGCCUAAGGGAAGUUCACCUCCACCCCCUAAACGCUCUCCUACAGAGCUCCAACUUCCUCCCAAAGAACGGGAAAGACGAGUUCCCAUGACCAGGCUUAGAAAAAGAGUUGCCACUCGUUUGAAAGAUUCUCAGAACACAUUUGCUUUACUGACGACAUUCAAUGAAGUUGAUAUGACAAAUUUGAUGAAGCUCCGCUCUGAUUACAAAGAUGCCUUUGUUGAAAAGCAUGGAGUGAAGUUAGGAUUCAUGUCCGGAUUUGUCAAAGCAGCAGUUAGCGCACUCCAGAAUCAGCCAAUAGUUAAUGCAGUUAUCGAUGGCGAUGACAUCAUAUAUAGGGAUUAUAUAGACAUCAGUAUUGCUGUUGGUACAUCAAAGGGUCUUGUUGUUCCGGUUAUCCGCAAUGCUGAGCAGAUGAAUUUUGCUGAGAUAGAAAAGACAAUUAACACCCUUGCUAAGAGGGCAAAUGAUGGAAGCAUAUCUAUUGAUGAAAUGGCUGGAGGGUCAUUCACCAUUUCAAAUGGUGGAGUGUAUGGAAGUCUUAUCAGUACCCCUAUCAUAAAUCCUCCCCAGUCGGCUAUCUUGGGAAUGCAUUCAAUAGUCAGUCGCCCAAUGGUCGUCGGAGGUAAUAUUGUCCCAAGACCGAUGAUGUACAUUGCUCUGACAUACGAUCAUAGGCUGAUCGAUGGAAGAGAGGCAGUGUUCUUCUUGAGAAGAAUUAAGGAUGUGGUGGAAGAUCCCCGUCGCUUACUCCUUGAUGUUUAAGAUGGGAAACAACAUCUGGCUUUUGAUUUUGAUCCUUCGGGGGUAUACCUGAGUGUACACUCAAACAUAGAACCAGAAUAAAUGGCAAAAUCAGAGUUUUGUUGGCCUUAGGUGUUGCUUUGGUCCUCUGAUUAUUGCAGCCACAGCUAUAUUUGAGAUUUGCAGAUGUAGAGAGCCAUAAAGAUUUUGCCUUCCUUCCCCACUCACCCUUUUGCACAACUAUAUAUACUUUGCAUAAUGUUUAUUUCUCGUUUCAAUAUAUUAAACCAUAUUAAACCAUCUUUGAA